AUGCACCUAAACUCGAUAAACGAUGACGUGUCAAGCAGAGGAGAUGGUUACGAGGUGGUACCGGUCGAAUCCAUUGAGCUAGAGGUGAACGAAGUCUCAGACCACGCUACCUUGCCAGUGGUGUUAGACGUGGAGGAAGAGGCGCUGCUCAACGGACCUGCUGUUAGCGUGGAAACGACAGUGAAGACGCCUUUGGAAGCGCCCGCUGCGCCACAGACGAAGGUGCUGUUUCUCGAUGGUGUCCGUGGUCUUGCAGCUAUACUUGUUGUCCUCGAGCACGCGCGUGAUUGUGGGCCAGGUCUUGUACCCGGCUACAUCGGUGUCGAUAUCUUCUUUGUUCUCUCUUCUUUUCUCCUGACGUGGCUUUUCAUGAAGAAAAGCAUGAAGCUGCUUGCUCAAGGCGCAAACCGCCGCACAUGGAGGUAUGUGAUGGCCGACUACUUUCAGAAACGAUUUCUCCGGGUGUACCCACUUUUCUUUGUGCUAGUGAUCAUCCUGGCCCUCAUGUCGACCGAAGACCAAGAGCAUUAUUUCACGUCCGGUCGUCCACCCUUCAACGUGUUCAGGACGCUCAUUUUCGAGUUCGAGUAUCGCUACCACGUGUUCUGGUCACUACCGCUCGAAAUCGCGUACUAUUUCGUAAUUCCCGUCUUCGUCUUAGCUGUCUUGGGUAUGCGGAGAUUGUGGUGGGUAGGCGCGCUGCCAUUGACUGUGUGGGUUGUCUACGAAGGUUUCCACACGAUUAGACUCGACCACAUGCCUAUGAGACCUCAUGUUUCGACGUUCCUGACGGGUUCGCUGGCAGCCGUGGUUUUUGUGAAAGUGGACUUGUGGAUGAAGGAGAGAGAGUUUGUAUUCCAUUGGUGGCACGCAAUCGUUGUCCGAGCUGUUGAAUGGUUGACGAUCGGGAUCCUACUGAGUGUGUCGUUUCACGGUUUGCUCUUCACCUGGGUUCAUCAGAACCCAGCGCCCCCAAUAGGUGGAUUCCCGUACACGAGCGCGCUCAUAGCUGUGAUUAUCGUGCUCGAGAUACUUCGACCCUCCUGGGUGUCCGCGGCGUUCGAGUGGAACGUGCUUCGCUACUGUGGCAAGAUCAGUUUCUCCGUCUACCUCAUGCAUUCCUUCGUGCUUGAGAAUACGACACCCAACAGCCAGCCAUAUUACUACGACCGGCUGUUUUCUCGACUAGUUCUCAUCUCGAUCCUUGCAACGGUAACGUAUUAUCUGGUUGAGUACCCGUCGCUGUUGCUUGCGCAGCGCAUUUCAAAAUACCUGGCAGAGCAAGAGAAGAAAGCGUUGGUCGGUGUGAUGUAA
Messenger RNA from Peronospora matthiolae, 1314 nucleotides. The record is from the annotation of a GenBank genome assembly. Lineage: Eukaryota; Oomycota; Peronosporomycetes; Peronosporales; Peronosporaceae.